This is a messenger RNA of Rattus rattus (black rat), 1056 nucleotides long. It is a transcript of the gene Tmem176a, whose product is annotated as transmembrane protein 176A. The transcript has 7 exons. NCBI's taxonomy places the organism in Eukaryota, Metazoa, Chordata, Mammalia, Rodentia, Muridae. Gene Ontology annotation, cellular component: membrane. The coding region runs from base 105 to 836 and encodes 243 amino acids. The record is from RefSeq and is a predicted model, not a curated record.
AGUUCUUCCUCCUGCCAGGGCUGAAGUUCUCAACUACUGCCAGCUCCUCUGUGCGCUUUGGCCUUCCCUGCUGCACACUCCCCCGGUCCCAGAGGAACCAGACAAUGUCCACAGACAUGGGGACUGCAGAUGUCGGCGAGGUGGACCCUGAAGCCCCACAACCCACCAACAUUGAAGUGCACAUCCAUCAGGAGUCUGUCCUGGCCAAACUCCUGCUGGCCGGAUGCUCGUUUCUAAGGGUCCCAGCAUCUGCCUCCACCCAGAGCCAGGGCAGCAGCAGAGUGCUGGUGGCCUCCUGGGUGGUGCAGAUCGUGCUGGGGAUCCUGAGUGUGGUUCUGGGUGGAAUUCUCUACAUCUGCCACUAUUUAGCCAUGAAUACCCAGGGUGCCCCCUUCUGGACCGGGAUCGUGGCUAUGCUGGCUGGAGCUGUCGCCUUCCUUCAAAAGAAACGGGGUGGUACCUGCUGGGCCCUGAUGAGGAUCCUUCUUGUGCUGACGAGUUUCUGCACAGCUGUGGCUGCCAUUGUUAUUGGGUCCAGGGAGUUCAAUAAUUACUGGUACUAUCUCAGAGAUGAUAUCUGUAAAAGCGACACUUCAUAUCGCUGGUCCACCAUGCCCAGCAUCACCCCAGUUCCCGAAGAAGCUAAUAGGAUAGGACUGUGCAUAUACUACAAAAGCAUGCUAAAGACCCUGCUCAUAAGCCUCCGGGCAAUGCUCUUGGGUGUCUGGGUGCUGCUGCUCCUGGCUUCUCUCAUCCCUGUAUGUGUCUACCUCUGGAAAAGAUUCUUCACAAAGGCGGAAACAGAGAAGAAACUGCUGGGUGCAGCUGUGAUCUAGCCCCAACUUUCCUCUUGCUCUGGGCGUCCCCCUUCUGAAGCCUGAAAGAAGCGUCAGGCAGGAAGAAGACCCUACCCCACUACCAGGGCCAUCGCCAUGGCCUGGCCCCACCCAACACCACAGCAGCUCACAAGAGCACUUGCUCAGUUCUCCUCUGCCUUCACCACCCUGCAUCCCUUCUCAGGCAGCAACUUGAUAAUAAACUCCCGUGCUACCGCUG